AUGUUUUUGCUGAGGACCAUUAUAUCCACCAUUGCUGUCAUCAUCGCCAGUAAUUUUGAACUUUCCUUCUGUGGAUGUGCCCGUGCUGAAUAUGAAAUAGAUGGAAAAUGUUGCCCCAUCUGUGCUCCUGGGUACCAUGUUUAUUGGCAUUGUACUGCUGACACCAGUACAACAUGUUUUCCUUGUCCUCAAUCAACUUACACAGAUGAACCCAAUAGACUCACAGAAUGUUUUUCCUGCACUGUGUGUGAUACAGUCCAACACUUAAAAGAUAAAAAGGACUGUACACGCUCUGCAGAUACAAUUUGUGAGCCUCAGGAAGGAUUUCAUUGCAUUAAACUAAAUAAAGCAUCCUGUGCAUUAGCAGUGGAACACACCGAAUGUAAACCUGGACAAUAUAUCAAACAGACAGGAACAGCAUUUACUGAUACAGUAUGUGCAGGCUGCACAGAUGGAACUUAUUCAAAUGGCUCUCUGACGGCCUGCUUACCACAUUCAAAAUGUGAGACUAUGGGACUUACAGAAAUGAAACCAGGAACAUCGUCCUCUGAUGCUGAAUGUGAGAAAGUGACUUCGGUUGGUCUUAUAGUUGGAGUCACUAUAGUUCUUGUAGCUGUUGUCACUGUGGCUAUUAUAUCAGCAUACAUCAUAUACAGAAAACAUAAAGCAAGUCGUUCUAAGAAAUCAGGUGAAUGUCGCACCCCACGAGAAGCAACUGAGGAUGAUGAAACAGUAAGUGAAUAUCUGAACAGUUCUUUAUUAACACAGUCAAACAUUUCAAAUAUGAUUGUAAUAGGAAGCACCUUACUAUAAUAUUGAUGUAGUCUUCAAUCUAAA
This is a messenger RNA of Carassius auratus (goldfish), 837 nucleotides long. Its product is annotated as tumor necrosis factor receptor superfamily member 5-like. The coding region runs from base 1 to 813 and encodes 270 amino acids. Gene Ontology annotation, molecular function: protein binding. NCBI's taxonomy places the organism in Eukaryota, Metazoa, Chordata, Actinopteri, Cypriniformes, Cyprinidae. The transcript is spliced from 6 exons. Gene Ontology annotation, cellular component: external side of plasma membrane. The record is from RefSeq and is a predicted model, not a curated record. Gene Ontology annotation, biological process: positive regulation of peptidyl-tyrosine phosphorylation; defense response to Gram-negative bacterium; defense response to Gram-positive bacterium.